This is a messenger RNA of Penicillium brevicompactum, 351 nucleotides long. RefSeq names its product 3CxxC-type zinc finger protein. The transcript is spliced from 2 exons. Bases 1 to 351 code for a protein of 116 amino acids. The record is from RefSeq and is a predicted model, not a curated record. NCBI's taxonomy places the organism in Eukaryota, Fungi, Ascomycota, Eurotiomycetes, Eurotiales, Aspergillaceae.
AUGGGCCGAUUUUCAUGUAACAAUCCGGCAUGUCGCUCAACAGGAUGGUCGAGCAAGAAGAUCGCCACAAGAAUACGUCUUUACCGAGGCAGUAAAUACAACGCCAAGAUUUAUCACCAACGAUGCAAGUCUUGCAACUGGCUCAGUCAGCCUCAGCUGGAUGAUUCGUAUGCCGAGCGAGUUGUCUACUGGCUCAAACGAUGGAACGGACUGGAUGUUGAGGGUUUCCAGGGGUUCGAUAAGAGCAAAGGUCCGCAUGACAGCCAGCGCUGUGAAGGAUGUAAAGCCGGGCACUGCUCUAAGUCCAGCGAGGAUGACUGGGAGGGAGCACUAGAGAGAUUCACGUUCUAG